This is a messenger RNA of Ogataea parapolymorpha DL-1, 1548 nucleotides long. Its product is annotated as glutamate decarboxylase. Lineage: Eukaryota; Fungi; Ascomycota; Pichiomycetes; Pichiales; Pichiaceae. Gene Ontology annotation, cellular component: cytoplasm. Gene Ontology annotation, biological process: carboxylic acid metabolic process. The record is from RefSeq and is a predicted model, not a curated record. Bases 1 to 1548 code for a protein of 515 amino acids. Gene Ontology annotation, molecular function: carboxy-lyase activity; pyridoxal phosphate binding. The transcript has a single exon.
AUGACGAUUCCGCAGAAUUCCCUCAAUAGCUCACCGGCUUUGAGCUCGCAGCUCGAGCACAACAGAGCAAAAGAAAUGGAGGAGCUUGUGAUUCCGACCAUUCACCUUAUAAUCCAGCAGAUCAAAGAUACAGACGAAGGCAAAAGAUCGUUGGGUGCCAGAUACGAGGAUCCUAAGAUACUGUAUUCGACUUUAAAUUUAGACAAGCUUUCGCUGGAAAAAGGAUUACGCGAAGAUGUCAAAGCCGCUGAGAAGCUGCUGGCUACGGUCAAGUCAAUCUUGGACAACUCGGUCAACACAUGGCAUCCGGGCUUCAUGGAUAAACUGUACGCCUCGACUAAUCCGAUCGGUGUGUUAUCUGAUAUCGUUCUUUCUGUGCUGAAUACCAACGCUCACGUUUUUACAGUGUCGCCAGCUCUGACCGUUAUCGAGCGCAAAGUGGCGCAGAAAUAUGCUGCUCUGUUUGGCUUCACAGGGAAAAACGCUGGCGGACUAACGUUCAGUGGUGGUUCAUGGUCAAACAUCACGAGCUUGCACAUGGCUAGAAGCCUGCUAUUUCCAGAAACCAAGGUGGAGGGCAAUAGGCAUAAAUUUUCAAUCUACACAAGCGUCCAUUCGCAUUACAGUGUUGAAAAGGCUGCCAUUCUUUUGGGACUUGGAGCUAAUAGUGUAUUCAAAAUACCUGUUGACAAAAGGGGCAGAAUGCUGGUGUCAGAACUUGAAAAGACUAUCCAAGAGACCAAGAACAAGGGCUACACUCCGCUAUAUGUGAACGCCACAGCCGGGACCACAGUUUUCGGCUCGUUCGACCCAUUUGAGGAUAUAGCUCCCGUCGCGAAAAAAUACGGCUUGUGGUUCCAUAUUGACGGUUCCUGGGGAGGGAACGCCAUUUUCAGCGCUAAUAAAGCUGGUCUUCUGGCUGGAUCCCAUCUAGCGGAUUCCAUCACUUCCAAUCCGCACAAAAUGCUGGGCGUCCCUACAACGUGCUCGUUUUUGCUUGUUCCCAACGACCGUGUGUUCACGCAGGCUAAUUCCUUGUCUGCUCCAUAUCUUUUCCAUAAUGCCCAGGAUGACAAUGAGAACUUCGAUCUUGCAAAUGGAACCAUGGGGUGCGGCCGCCGCGCAGAUGCUUUGAAGUUUUACCUGGGCUGGCUUUAUUACGGAACAAAUGGAUACAGAGAACGAGUCGACCACGCUUACGCAAUAGCCGAGUAUUUUACGGAAAGGGCCUCCCAAACUGCAGGGUUUACUGUCGUUAGCGACACGCCGCUCCAGUGUCUCCAGGUGUGCUUUUAUUACAACCCAGAGAACCAGAAGCUGACCGGAGCAGAACGCACUCACGUGACCAGGCAUAUAGCGACGCGGUUGCACGGGAGCGGGCAGUUCCUGGUGGACUAUGCGCCAAACCCAGACGAUGCAGCCAAUAAUGAGGACAAUGGGGAGUUUUUCAGAGUGGUAUUCAAUUCGCCAAUUGUGUCCAGCGAUGUGGUGGACCAGCUGAUAGACAAGAUAGUAGAGGUUGGCAAAACGGUGCCCAAAUUGGAUUAA